This is a messenger RNA of Ixodes scapularis (black-legged tick), 951 nucleotides long. RefSeq names its product sulfotransferase ssu-1. Gene Ontology annotation, cellular component: cytoplasm. Gene Ontology annotation, biological process: sulfation. The record is from RefSeq and is a predicted model, not a curated record. Lineage: Eukaryota; Metazoa; Arthropoda; Arachnida; Ixodida; Ixodidae. The transcript has 2 exons. Gene Ontology annotation, molecular function: sulfotransferase activity. The coding region runs from base 1 to 951 and encodes 316 amino acids.
AUGUCUUCGAAGCGCGUUCCUGUCUAUCAGGAUAUCGACGGAGUGAAGUACUCUUUGGGAUACAAGGUUAACCUCGUCCGCGAGGCACUGAGCUACAUGCCCCACGAUGGAGAUAUUGUCAUGGUUUCCCCUCUUAAAUGCGGCAACAACUGGCUUGAACAAAUCAUGCAACUCAUUUUAUACAGGGGCCAGUCCGCCAACGACCUAACGGAGUACAACAAACGAACGCCAUACAUCGAAAUGGUAGGCACGGACCCUUUGAAGGACAUGCACCCUCCUCGCUUUUUCAAGACUCAUUUCAGUUACGAACGCCAGCCCAUGAACCCUAAGGCCAAGUACGUGUACUUGACAAGGAACCCCCUGGACGUCUGCGUUUCCUUCUACCACUUCACUCGCUCUGUGCCGGUGUACAGAUUCAAGGAUGGAACAUUUGAUGAUUUCUUCGAGCUCUUCGUGACAGGCCAGAACGAUCGUGGCGACUUCUUUGACCACUUGAUGUCCUGGUACCCUCAUAAGGAUGACAUCAACGUCUUCUUUGUCACCUAUGAGGAACUCAAGAGGAACUUCAGAAACACUGUCUUGAGACUUGCUCGUUUUCUGGGAGAGGAGUACGCGAAGCCGCUGGAGUCGAACGAACUCUUCCAAAAGGUUGUGGAACAGAGCAGCCUUUCUUUCAUGUCCCAGUUUCUGAUGAUUACGGAAGAGAAAAUGAGAAAAUUGGUUGAAAAAGGCGAUAAGGACAUGUUAGAGGCCACAAAGAGGUUUGCCUUUGAUGGUUCUGAUGGGUUUCUGAACAAAAGUGUACUCGUUCGUAAAGGGAUAGUAGGCGAUUGGAAAACGCUCUUCAAGGAAGAACAUCUGGAGCAACUGCGCCUCAGAAUACACGAGAAGAAUGUAGCCCCUGCCCUUAAGGCUCUGUGGAGCUCUGAGGACUUGGGAGGAGUGGUUUAG